Messenger RNA from Leptinotarsa decemlineata (Colorado potato beetle), 2663 nucleotides. RefSeq lists its product as uncharacterized. Lineage: Eukaryota; Metazoa; Arthropoda; Insecta; Coleoptera; Chrysomelidae. Gene Ontology annotation, molecular function: RNA binding; peptidyl-prolyl cis-trans isomerase activity. Gene Ontology annotation, biological process: protein peptidyl-prolyl isomerization. The record is from RefSeq and is a predicted model, not a curated record. Gene Ontology annotation, cellular component: nucleus.
UGGUUUUGUGCUUUUUGUAGUGAUGGCAUUCUAACCUCAUCGUACAUCGUAAUAUCGUAAACCUUCACAUAUGUGUUUAUUGAACAAAAAUUAUACUUGCUUCGUGUUUUUUGGUAACACUCUGAGAAUAAAAGAUGUCUGUUGUGAUAGAAACAACGUCUGGGAACAUAACAGUUGAUCUGUUUUUGAAUCACAGACCAAGAGCUUCCUAUAAUUUUUUGAAAUUGUGCAAGAAAAAAUAUUAUAACUACAAUCUGUUUCAUACAGUAAGUCGGGGUUUCAUGGCCCAAACUGGAGACCCCACUGGUUCACGGAGUGGAGGUGAAUCGCUAUUCGGAUUGUUAGAGGGCCCAUCAAAGCGGUUUUUUGAAGGCGAAAACGAACCAAGAAUAAAACACACCAAGAUGGGAUUGAUCUCUUUUGUGGGUAACGAGGAAAGAAUGAUUGGUUCACAGUUUUUUAUUACCUUAGGAGAAGAUUUAACAUAUCUAGACGAGAAGCAUUGUGUAUUUGGUGAAGUUGUAGAGGGGUUCGACGUCCUGGAAGUUAUAAAUGAAGCUAUAUGUGAUUCAGAUGAUAGGCCUUACAAGGAUAUUCGUAUUACUCAUACGGUGAUAUUGAAUGAUCCAUAUCCUGAUCCAAAGGCACUACAGGCCCCUUCUAGAUCACCUUCACCUAGUGCAGAACGACUCCAAGGUGGUAGAAUUGCUCCAGAUGAAUGUGUAGAUGAAACCGAGGGAAAAGACGUUCGUGAAAUUGCCGAAAUGCAAGCCGAACUUGAAGCCAAAGCCAGAGCAACUAUUUUGGAAAUAGUUGGUGAUCUGCCUGAUGCUGAAAUGGCGCCCCCUGAAAACGUUUUAUUCGUAUGCAAACUGAAUCCUGUUACUACAGACGAAGAUUUGGAAAUUAUUUUCAAUCGGUUUGGAAAAAUUAAAUCAUGUGAAGUUAUACGAGAUAGGAAGACUAAUGAUUCUCUUCAAUAUGCCUUUAUCGAGUUUGAAGACGAAAAAGCCUGUGAAGAUGCCUAUUUCAAAAUGGACAAUAUUUUGAUAGAUGACAGAAGAAUCCAUGUUGAUUUCAGUCAGAGUGUUUCUAAAGUCAAAUGGCAUGGGAAAGGCAGAGGCGUUACACAUUUUGAUGACAAAGGACGGAAAACCAGAGACAGUAAUAAGGGCAUUGGCAAGGGUGACUAUAAAGUUUCUUCUAAUGGAAGAAGUGAAAUAUCAAGAAAAGGUGAUGCUAUAAGCACCAAAGACCAUGUGAAUUACUUUGACAGAAAUAAAAGGAGAAAAUCUUAUUCAUUGUCGCCUUCUAGAACUAAUUAUAUGUCGGAACGAUUAGAAGACGUACGAGUAUCAAAAAACACGAAAAAGGAUAAUAUGACAGAGAAAUAUUCGCAACAUAAAAGCUCAAGAAGGGUAUCAAGAUCUCGUUCGAGGUCUCCAAGAAAGCAGCAUCAUAAUUCACCAUCACCUACCCGUAGAAAUGGUAGAGACAUGUCACCUAAGAGGAGAGAAAUGUCAAAAUCGUAUGGAAGAGAUCGAUCUCAUCGCUCUAGAAAUGAGGACUAUGGUAGAAAAAGAGAUCGAUCUAGAUCACCUAGGCAUAGUAGACCUAGCAGUACAUAUAUUAAAGAAACUAGAAAAAAAGAAAAAAGUUCUCAAUCAAGUCAUAAUCAUAAAUAUAGUAAGGCAGAAUAUACCUGCAAGUCACCCAAUUUAAAAAAUAGAGAUGAAAAAUCAAAAUCAGAAAAACAUCAGUCUUCAAAUGAUAAAGACAGAUAUAAAAGUAAAUCUGAAGAGAGCUCUCGUAGAAAAGAACAUGAUCCUUCUGAUGAAUCGGAGCCUGAAGACAGAAAUAAAAAGAUAUCGAAGAAAGAUGAAAAGGCAAGCCUUGCUAGAAAAAAGGCAAAUAAGUCAGAAAUAAAGUAUUCCAAACAAUCUAAGAGUAGGAAUAACAAAAAACAGAAAGAAAAAUACAAUCUUAAAAAAAACCCAAGUAAGAUUGAAGAUAAUAAUAGAAAAAGGAAAAGAAAACCAAAAGAAAGUAGUGACUCUAGUAGUUCCAGCGAUUCCAGCACUGACAGUUCUUCCAGUGAAUCCAGCAGUGACAGCUCUUCCAGUGAUUCUAGUGAUUCUAGCAGCGAAAGUGACUCUAGUGAUAGCGAAACUGAAAGAAGAAAGAAUAAGAAAAACAGAAAAAGGACCUCUUCAGACAGUAGUGAUAGUGACUAUAGUAGAAAAAAAUCUAAGAAGACAAAGAAGAAAUGACUAUUUCAAAGAAGUAAAUAUCACUAUUAAUAAUUGUUGACUUUUUAAUUCGUAAAUACAAAUAUUGUUACAUGUUUAUUUUCUAAUGUCAAUAAUUAAGUAUGUCUAGAUGAAAAAGCUAAAAAUCAAUAUAUAAAUAUUUUAUCAAGUAGAAGAAGGAGACAUUGUACAGUUGUAAAAAAUAACAACUGUAAAUCACAAGUGGACUAUAGAAGAUUCAAAUAAAUCAAAGAUUUUUUAGGAACCACAAAAUAUUUAUUGACUGAAUAUUUGACAUUAUUUCAUGAUUACAAGUUCAUGUGCCUCAUAUGAAUUAACAGCCUGAUGAGGUCAGUAUAAUCUAAUUCAAAAUAUACUUUAUUGACUGAAUAAAUGAUGACCUUAUUAACAAAG